GUGCCAUGUGCGUUCCGCCCGUUGAGACAGGAAGAACUUGAGGAUCGGCUACUUGGCGCAGGAUGAGACAUACAGGGCGAUCUACGCUCGGCCGAUGUUCAGGUGAUCGAUUUUGAGAGUUGAUAGUAUUAUAGCUGCUCAUGGAGCUUGAAUUUGAGGUAUAUGUUGUCUGAGCAUGUCUCUCUUGAGGUUAUUGUGAUCUUCGACGUCGGUCUUGGGUUGCUCGAAGGAUUGUAUGUCGGUGAGAACUAUAUUGUUGAUUUGAUGAUGGUGAUAUCAUGGCGGAGGAUAUUCGGAACUACUUUUCCUUGGACUUGGUAGUAGAGCCUGAAUAGAGUGAUAACUCGAAGACUGCUGGGAGACUUGAGUUGAGACAUCAUAUAUUGCGGGAUUUCCUGAGCCGUAGUCAGUCAAUUUCGAUAAGAACAUAUUAAGGACUGUCUUGAACCACUCUUCGACAACAUACAC
Aspergillus welwitschiae is the source of this 468-nucleotide messenger RNA. RefSeq lists its product as uncharacterized. The transcript has a single exon. The record is from RefSeq and is a predicted model, not a curated record. The coding region runs from base 163 to 321 and encodes 52 amino acids. Lineage: Eukaryota; Fungi; Ascomycota; Eurotiomycetes; Eurotiales; Aspergillaceae.